Molecule: messenger RNA, 2190 nt
Organism: Marchantia polymorpha subsp. ruderalis
Lineage: Eukaryota; Viridiplantae; Streptophyta; Marchantiopsida; Marchantiales; Marchantiaceae
Source: the annotation of a GenBank genome assembly
GAGUAGGCGGGGAGGAGGAGGACGGGGAGGAAGAGGAAGAGGAGGGCGGAGGCGGAGAGGGAGAGGGCGAGGGCGAAGUGGGAGUCGAGGUGGCCGGAGCAGAAGGAGGAGGCGGUGCGGGCUUGGGCGUCGGGGCCUUGGACGAGGUGGACGGAGGAGGCGUAGCUCCCCGGGGGGUCGAGGACGAUGGCAUGAUGGCGAUGAGCCAAGAGGAAGAGAUUGUAGGAGGCGGAGCGGUAGCUGCAGGCGUCGGGGUCGGGGUGGUGGUGGCAUCGGCAGGAGGAGGAGGAGUUGCUCCCGGGCCUCCUUCUGCUGGCGCCGGAGGGAACAACAUCAACAGCAACAACAGCAGCAAGCGCGCGAGGUCGGACGCUGCGGAAUGGAGCGAGGCGGCCAUCACCGCGCUUCUGGAUGCCUUUGGGGCUCGCUACAUCGCCUCGCACCGUGGGAACCUGCGCGGCAAGGAUUGGGCCGAUGUCACGCGCGCCGUCAAUGCCCGGGGCGUCACCGGCAACAAAAGCGUCGAGCAAUGUCGCAACAAGAUCGAUAACUUGAAAAAACGAUUCAAGCUGGAGCGCGAAAAGGGCACCCCGUCUGCAUGGCCCUGGUUCCGCACUCUGGACGCCAUUGUCGGUCGCGCUCCCAAGCGGGCGGGCAUUCCCGGGGGCAUCGACGGGGGCCACCGCUCGGACCCCGACAUCAAACUCUCGUUGCCGACCGACGUUCUCCUGCCUCCCCCCCAACCCCCUCCUCCCCCUCACCCCCCUCCAAUGCUUGCCUUGCAAGCCGUGGCUCCGGUCCCAGACGACAGUGAUCCCGACAACGUCGCAGAAACGCCAUAUUCGAGCCAGCGCGAUAGUCACACGGACUUCCCCACCUUCAAGGGGACCGGGAAGGAUGUCAUGUCGGAGAUGACCAAUCCCAACCCGAAGGCGAACAGCAAUGCGGUGCCCAAUGGACCUGGGAAACUGAAUCGCAAGAAACGGAAGAACGUUUGCCAAGCGGGGAAAGAUGUAGCUGCGAGCAUUGCCAGCUUCGCCGAAGUUUUCGCGAAGAUUGAAUUCGCGAAGAUGGAAUUGUUCAAGGACAUGGAGCUCAGGCGGCUCGAGAUGCAGUAUAAGCUCGCCAAAUUGGCUCACACCAGCAAGAAAGGACGAACAAACUCUGUAUCUUCGAAUUCCGAAUGACCGAGGUGAGGGGAGCCGGCCUAGCUGUCAUGAGAAGUAGGUUCCAGUUCCUGCGUGGGUCGAAUUCAAGUUGGCAAGUCUCUGCAGUUUAAGUUACGGAGCGACAAGGUCCUCCCUCCCGUGUCUGACUUGUUUGAAUUCGGUGAGCCGCUGUGGCACGGCCGAUUGCCCGCGGUUGCAGCUUCAUCUGGUCGCAGAUUCUCUGCUCAAAGUCACCUGCGGUUCAUCGGUUUUUGUGUUCCUGAUCCCAGUUUCCUUUCCUCGUACUUCAGGACAGUCCAUGAAGACUUGAUGUCAUGCGCAGGCCGAAGAAGAUGUUUCUAGCCUCCUGUCUAAAAUCUUUUGCAGAGAGCGCUCUGAUUAUCAUCUGUCUUGGCCGAUGAAAGUUGCGGAGUAAGUGCCGAAAAGUGAGGAAGGGCGGGUUAAAGCACGACAGCAAAUAAGGCACCAUACGCUCGAUGCAAUUGCACGGUCUCUACAACGCUGAUAACCACUGCUGUUCUCAUGGUGUGGGCCUAGAGUCGCAAGUCGUGUAGUUUCGGGAGCGGCGAAUGUAUUGUUGAAGUGAGGAGUCAUUACCCCUUAAGUCCGGGUAGUUAGCUGUAUGAGCCAGUAAGUAGCUCAUGUCAUGGAGGAAGCUCUGAGGUUUACGGCUCUGGACCAUGCCCGGCAUCGGGGGCUCUGCUGUUACCCCUUGCGCACCCCAUGAGCCCAAGGUCCAACUCGUGAAUCAGUUGAGGCUUCUAGCAGACCAGCAGGCAGAAAAUGUUGAAGGAUUUGCUUGCGAAGCUCUUGAGCUAGAGUGCACAUCCUGUGCAUGGAUUGCAUAAAUCUGCACUCAGAAUUACUGACGAAUUUAGGAGAAGGUUGAAGUUGAGAAAACCCUAAAAAGAUUCUAACGAGGCAGACGAAUACGAACUCGUUGAUGCCCACACUUGUUCUUGGAAAGUUGUAUACUAGAUUUUUGAAUUGUUGUAACAUUUUGGUACAAAUACUUUGUUGU